This is a messenger RNA of Tachysurus fulvidraco (yellow catfish), 3236 nucleotides long. RefSeq names its product inturned planar cell polarity protein (gene intu). Gene Ontology annotation, biological process: nervous system development; establishment of planar polarity; vesicle-mediated transport. Gene Ontology annotation, molecular function: protein binding. Bases 163 to 2907 code for a protein of 914 amino acids. NCBI's taxonomy places the organism in Eukaryota, Metazoa, Chordata, Actinopteri, Siluriformes, Bagridae. Gene Ontology annotation, cellular component: cilium; cytoplasm. The transcript is spliced from 16 exons. The record is from RefSeq and is a predicted model, not a curated record.
UCUGUCACGUGCGCCCGUUCUCGGGAACCCGUAUGUGUACAACAUGGCGAGUUCAUCUCGCUUCUCCUGACUAAACCAAACAAACAAUUGUCUCCUAAAACAAGUGGAAAAACGAGCGGAAACAUUUUUAAAAGUUUUGACACGCUUUUAGAAAAUGUACUAAUGGCCUAUAGAGAGUUAGGGGAACGUAUCCAGACGAAUUCCGCCAGCAAUUUGAAUGAAGACAGCGAUGGAAGUGAUACACAGUCCUGUUCAUCCAGUUACUCCGAAUAUUCAGAUGAGCUCGAACCUGAGUGGAUUGAUGACGUUCAGAAGAACGGUGAGCUCUUCUACCUGGAGCUGAGUGAAGGCGAAGAAGAAGCGUUACUUUCUCAAAUCACCACCGCUCAAUCUACUGCCACCAAUCAUGUGCGUUUCAGUGAAAAAGAGGCAGAAAUCAUCACUGACAAACGCAGCAAGAAACGUACAGGCUCCAGCACAAAGUCACAACCGAAAUUCAAGAAGCUUGCUAAAAUCCUGAGAGGCAAACGACACCCAUCUCAGAGAAGCAAGGCUGAUGGGAAAAAUGGCAGAGCUUCUCAACCACCGACGUCCAUUUUGAAGAACCAGACGGGGCAGAGGACAGGAUUGGUGGUGCAACAGCCAUUUUUGAAAGAUGUGUGUGUUUACGUCAACCCUAAGCGUUUGGGCUGUAUAUCUCCUCCUCCUUCAGAGAAAGGGGGCUUGUUGGAGGCCUUAUUGGGAGUGGUCCUUCAGGGUGGAGAUGGUUUGGCCUGUAAUGGGGAGAGACUCGUCAUUCACGGACUGGUACCUCAUAGUCCUGCCAGCAAGUGUGCACAGAUUUUAAUUGGUGAUGUCCUUGUGGCUGUUGACGAUGUGGACGUUACAUCAGAGAAUAUUGAGAGAGUUCUGUCUUGUAUUUCUGGACCAACACAGGUGCAUUUGACUCUGGAGACUGGCUCUGGCUCUGGCUCUGUAAUGGACUCGGAGGUGCCAAGACCGAGACCCGCCGCCCCCGUCAGCCAGCUGGUGCGUCUCCUCUGGGGUGAGGACACCACAGAGUUGCAGAUGACUGUGGCUCACAUCCCUCACAUCGUCAUGUAUCUGUCACUCAAACUUGACUCUGAGUCGCUUCAGGAGGAGCAGGAGAUCUUGUACCAGUACCCAGUGUCUGAGGCAGCAGCACAGCUGAAGGCAGUGAGAGGAAUCUUCCUUACGCUGUGUGACAUGUUGGAGAACUUCACUGGAGGACAGAUCGUCAAUUCCUCCCUGGUGCUCAGAAAGCAAUUGGUCCAUGUGGGUUAUUGGAAGGAAGGAGAGAAGCUGCUGGUGAUCGGUCUGCCUGCUGACAGGGUGCCAUUGCUGCAUCUGCAGACCGUUAUAAAGCGUUUGGUGCGAACUCUCAGGGUCCUGUACGGUUCCCUGCACAGUGCCUUCAGCGAGCUGGAGAAUGCUCCUCGUCUGGAUCAUUUCUUCUGUCUGUUCUUCCAGAGAAUGAUCCAGCCCUCUCGUUUGAGUGACAGCCCUGGCUCCUCCCCCUCCAACAUCUCUGGGAACCUCUUCCUAGACAACUUACCCGCCAUGCGCUGGCUCACUUUACCACCAGACAUUAAGGUCGAAGUCGACACUGUUCUGUCAGAGUUUGAGUCCUCAGACUUUGGUGACAUGUCAGAAGACUUUUAUGGCAUGAGGCGUCUGUACGUCAUUUUAGGGUCCUGCCUCUUCUACAAGGGUUAUUUAAUAGCAAACCACCUGCCUAAAGAGGACCUUCUGGACGUGUGUCUGUACUGUCAGCACUACUGUCUACUGUGUCUGGGGGCAGAGCAGCGUGUGGGGCAGCUGGUGGUGUGGAGGGAGGUGUUCCUGCAGCGCCGCUCACAGCCCGACUCCGGCAGCUCCACCUCUACCUCCACAUCCACCUCCAGCUCCCACCCAGGCUACUGCGAGUCCAAUGGGCGCGUUUUCCUCCUCGUCGUGGGUCUGAAACAUUUUAUGCAGUGUGUGUUACUGGAAGCCGGUGGUUGUGCGUCUCUUGCUCUCGGAUCUCCUGGUCCUGACUGCAUUUACGUAGACCAGGUCAAAGCCACUCUCCUACAGCUCGAGUGUCUCGAGUCUCCCAUUGAAGAACGUCUCUCAGCUCCUCCCACUCCUUGUCUGUCCUGUGCUGAUUGGUUCCUCCCCUCUAGUGGGCGGGACCGACAGGACAUGAUUGGCAGCUCACCAAUCCUAAGCCGGCUGACAGCAGCCAUCAAGCCACCGUCACCGGGCACAAUUGGUCGAAGCCUGUUCAGAGAGUCUGGCUCAGGGCUGAAGGGCAGGAAGCCGAGCCCACAGCGGAGCGUGUCGGACAGUGGGAGCGAGGGCCGAAGCGAGCAGGGUGACACUGGGCUGAGAAUGACCCCUGCUGGUACUCGUAGAGACUCUCUGGGGUCUGGGGGAUCAGACGGCAGUGGUGGCAGUGGGGGACUGUUUAAGAUUCCCAAACUUAAGCAGCCCAAUCCGUUCUAUCUGGGUUCUCUGAAGAAGAGCCUGACUGAGCGAGAGGCCGAGGAGAUGCAGAACACUCUGAAGCUCACGGCAGGUUUGGAGAAUACACUCUUUCACUAUGUUCUGAUGGAGACAGUGCAGGGCAUCUUCAUCACACCCACACACCGAGAGCUAUCGCAGCUCAGCGGCUCCAUCCACCCUCAACUCAUCCGCAACUUCCACCACUGCUGCCUGUCCAUCCGCAAUGUCUUCCAGCAAAGCCUGCCACCAGGGCAGGACAGGCGAGGAGCUGACAGGUCACACUCUUCUGGAGGCCUUGGUCCAGUUAAAGAACAUGGCAUUUUGUUCCAGUGUAAACCCGAGAACUGGACGGACCAAAAGAAACCUGCUCCCACUAUGACCUACUGGGUUAUCGGGUAGAAGUUCCUAUAUUACUUAACUGCUGCACUAACAGGCGGAUGAUGCUAGAACCCGUUCCUCAGGAGUUCUACGUGUGUUUCCACGACUCGGUGCCGGAGAUUCCUGUGGAGAUGGCUUUCAGGCUCUCGUUCGGCCUGGCCGUGUAAUUUUUAUUCAGGUUUCCUAGGUCACGUUGAAUAUUGAAUACCUGCAUGACUCUAUAUGAGGAACAGAGACUUUGAGGCGUGAGGAGUGAUGAAUUACAUAAAAGAAUUAUUUUUUAAUGCUUCUGUGUUUAGGAACAGAGGAAAUGUUCUAUUUUCUGUGUGAAAUAAAGGAAAUAAACAGGA